Pomacea canaliculata is the source of this 1077-nucleotide messenger RNA. RefSeq lists its product as uncharacterized. The transcript has 10 exons. The record is from RefSeq and is a predicted model, not a curated record. Bases 231 to 911 code for a protein of 226 amino acids. NCBI's taxonomy places the organism in Eukaryota, Metazoa, Mollusca, Gastropoda, Architaenioglossa, Ampullariidae.
UACAUGAAACUAUAACCUGACACUUUCAAACAUCUAAUAAAUAAAUAAAACUUUACAACAGGACGAAGAGUGGCCUGUGUUGUUGUCCAGUAACGAGAUGAAGGUGACUGCCAGCACCCAGUGACAAGGCGACACCUGUCUUCCUGCUUGCCUUUGUUGUCACACCGCCGCCAGUAUUUCACUCUAAAACUUCCGGUGAAAUCAAUGAUGAGGAACUGACUGUGACCAUCAUGGGGGACGGCGCAUGGAUCUCCUCUAAGUUUUUUAAAACUGCAUUUAACUCACGGGAUUACUACGGUUGGUUCUGGCGUAGAGGCUACACAAGCUCUACCCUUGCUCUUCAAUCAGAUUGUCAACAUGAAGAAAUCUUAGCUGUCUCUAAUGGUAGUGAUUUGUCUUCAAGUACAAACUCUAGAGACCAAUAUCUUACAAUAUAUGACCCAAGCGAUUCUGGUGAGUCUUCAAGCAUUACAACUAGUGAUUCUACACAUUCAGUAUCUUCGGACUUUACAAGGAUUUCAAUUAGUGAUUCUAUACGUUCUGUACCUUUGGACUCUACAAGUAUUACAACUAGUGAUUGUACAAGUUCUCUACCUUCGGACUCUACAAGCCUGAAUUCUAUCAUCGGUGAUCCGACAAAAGUAGACUGCCUUGGUAAACGGGAAAAGCGACGGUUGACACGCAGAGUGUUGAUACUGCUUGUGGUGGUCAUUGUGUGUGUCGGCAUCGCCGGCGCCAUUGCUGCAGCCGUUCUCUUCACGAGAGACGAGGUUCAGACAUUUUCAGGGAUAGUUAGGGUCAACGAGACUUUUCACGAGUCCAUGGCUCAGAAUGAUUCGGAUACCUUUCAAAGUUUCGGAGACAGAUUUUGUUUCAAUGUUGUUUCGUUUCUCGCUGGACAAUUUCGGUGAAAUGCGCUGUCAGGUCAACAGUUUGAGUUCGGGGUCUAUUAUCGUCAACUUCACCCUGGAGGUCUCGACCAGGAGUAACACCAGUGAGAUGCAGCGCCACCUUACGGAAAUAUUUAACGUCUCUCGGUUGGGAGUGAUGGCCAUCUUUCCUGAGAGCAAUAGAUUU